AUGUCGGGUGAGAUGACGGAGGAGCUAUGGAGGGAAUGCCCGACCCUCCGGGAGGCGGUGGAAUCGGUGCACAGGGAGGCGGGUCGCCCGGACCACAUCUCUCGGAAAGGUGUGGAUUCCGGAAAGUUUGGUGCAGGGUGCUACACAGUGCGAGUCUGCAGAUUGCGGAUCCAGGCUACACUGAAAUCUAUGAUGGAAACGUCUGAGUUUUCGGUACUUGAGGAACUUCUUUCGAAAUGUGGCGGAAUUCCCAGAGUUAUAGUAGAAAUAGCUGGCUCGAUUGCCAGAAGGAGAGUUCGAAUUAAGGAUCGGGAACGUUAUAUCAAUGAUAACUUUGUGCAAGAGUUGGAAACUAAUAGAGAGUUUGCCCUUCUAUCGGGUCUAUUUUAUUGGGUGCAGUCCUACUUCCGCAACUGCCCAGAUUCCCUCAAGCCAUGUAUCUUCUACCUGUCAAUCUUCACUCCAAAACAGCUCAUUCGUCGGAGGCGCCUAAACGGGGAGGAGCAAUUCUCCAACCUCCUCAAUCAGAGCAUAGUCCAGAAGGGAUCCUCAGUGGUGUUGGGUGCUACAAGGAUGGUCUCAUGCGAAGUAAAUGGUUUUUUCCGGGAGUACAUCGUCUCAAAACGAAUGGAAGAGAACCUUGUGUUUGAACUGGAUGGCAGUUGUGCCCCUACCACCCAGCGCACAGGGCGUCACCUUGUCAUAUCAGAAAGCUGGGUCAGGGACGAAAUUGUCUAUAACAGCAUUGACUUCUCCAAACUACGGUCACUAACAGUGUCCGGAAAAUGGGAAAAAUUCUUUAUCUCUGCAGGUAUGAAGCUGCUUCGGGUGCUUGAUCUAGAGGAUGCAUUACAUGUAGAGUACAAUGAUCUUAAGAAGAUUAUGAAGUGGUUUCCUCGCCUGAAAUUCCUCUCACUUCGAGGACACAAUGAAAUCUGUCAACUACCAAGUUCAAUAGGUGAUCUGAGGCAGCUCCAGAGUCUGGACCUGAGAGGCACGUCCAUAGUCACCCUGCCCGCGAGCGUCACCAAGUUAGAGAAGCUGCAAUACAUCCGUGUCGGCACCACUACUCCAACAGAGGCACCUCGCCUUCCAGUGUCCCGGUUGUCCCAUUACAGCAGAGGUCGUUGUCACUUGGUUGGCAUUCAAAUGCCUCAAGGAAUCCGGAAACUGACGCCGUUGCACACACUUGGUGUUGUCAAUGUUAGAUCUUCAGGGAUAAAGAUCUUUCUGGAAGAUCUCAAGAAGCUUACCCAACUGCACAAGCUUGGAGUAUCCGGUAUCGACAAGAGCAACAGGAAAAAGUUUUGGUCUGCCAUCUCAGUUCAUACCAGCUUGGAAUCCUUGUCGGUGCAGUUCGACAAGAACUCUAGUCAAGGUUGCUUCGAUGGCAUUGCCCUGCCUCAAAACAGCCUGCGGAGCCUUAAACUGUAUGGACUUGGAGAGGGACAGCUUAGCAAGCUCAUGACCCCUGCGGUAAGUGGUUUAAGCAAGAUCGCAAAGAUGAACUUGGAGAUGGCCAUGUUGAAGAAACAGGACGUUAACUCCCUCGGCGAGCUAUCUGAAUUAUGUAUUCUCCGCCUUUGUUUCCAGGAGCUUGAAGGAGAUGAGCUCAGGUUCUGUACCAUAACGGAUUUCUAUGAGGUGGAAUCUUAUUUGCAGCUCAAGGUCCUUGACAUUACUUGCAGCAGUGUCUCCGGCUUACCUAUAUUUUUUGGGGAACAAACUAUGAAGGAACUAGAGCUGCUUAAGGUUGAGUGGUCCAGGGAGUCGUCAGAUCAGUUCUCUGGCCUACAGAAUCUACCUGAACUAAAGGAAGUCUUGCUCAAUGGAUUUCCAUUUCCCCUUUUCUACUGUGUUCUUCAUUUGGGCGGAGGGGGAGAGGUGGGAGGAAGGCGGUUGGGGGGAGGCAGCACGGUCCCAUGGUGCGUCGGCGGGAAGGGAGGCGGCGCGGUGCCGCGGUGCGUCGGCGGCAAGGAGGCGAAGGCGCCCGCGGCUACGGCAGAGGUUUGGUGGAGCCAGCGAGGGGCGCUGAGGUUGCGGAGCAGUGGUGAUUUUGUUGCUGAUUUCGUCGGAGAGGGCGCGGCUACUCGAGGGCGCGGCUACUGCGAAGGGGCUGGAUCUGAGAAGCAUAAUGUCAAAUUCUAUGAAGAUGCGCUCACUGACGGUGAGAGUGAUGAGUUUUCAAAGGAGAAAGCUUUAAAGGAUGCCAAGUUUGAUGAAGCACUGCUCAAGUUUUAUAUUAGCAAUCAAGUAAAACAAUUGAAGAGGAGGUUGACCGCUAGUCUUAUUGAUAAGUUCAAGAAGCAAAAAACAGAGAGUCAUGAGCAACCUGUUUUCACUCGUUACUCGGGCAAAUAUUUCAGUACUGUUGCUAAGUCUUUAACACCUCAACUAUUGCGAAGCAAUUUCAUUCCUGUCACCAAAGAUACAGUUCGCAAUAUUCUUGAGAUUCCAAAUAGUGGUUUGGAAGUUGUGCCUGACCGGGAAGCAGGGCGGAGUUUCAUCUUGUCUCAUUUCAAUGUCACAUCUAUUCCUCAAGUAUCAUAUUUUGGGAAGAAGCUAAAGUCUGAAGAAGAUUUGUCUGAUAAGGAUAUUUUAAUUUGUUUCAUGGUUGUUAUGUUUCAAAGUUUUCUUUGUCCAAAUUCUAGCUUACAACCCAGCAUAGAGUACUUGCACUUGUUUAGAGAUGUUGCUAAUAUCAUGAAGUAUGAUCUAUGCAAAUUUGUGUAUGAUUGGCUUGUGAGCAGUAUCAAGAAAUUCCGCAAAGCGGUAAAAGUUUCUGCAAAGAGGCAAAUCACACUUGGAGGAAAUCACUACAUCCUUGUUGUUGCGUACCUUGACAGAGUUGAUUUUGGAUUAAAGUCACUACCAGAAGUUGUGCCUCGAGUUCUUGUGUGGAAAGGAAGCAGAAUAAGAGACUAUGCAGAUUUGGAUAAGUGUAGUGAGAAUUCUUUUGGAAAAAGACCAUUGAAGCAUGUGUCUUAUGCAAGUGAAGUUCAGACAAAAGAACCUCAAUAUUCACAAAGUAGAUUGCCAGAUUUGCAUAAGUCUAGUGGAAGGAGACAAUUCAAGCAUGUGUCUUAUGCAAGCAGAGUUCAGACAGUCAGAAUUUUUUCGUUCCGAUAUUCAAACUGCACAACCAUCUUUCAUUGAUAAAUUGUCUUCUUUACUUGGACCAUUCUUGGAUACCAAGCAACUAAAAACUGUAGCAGAGGUUGUCCAAUUGAAUACUGUUGGAAAUCCAGUAGAGAUUGAACAAAAGUGCGAAGAGAUUGUUUGUCAGGUGCUCAAAGGUUUAUAUGGGCAACCAAAA
Molecule: messenger RNA, 3316 nt
Organism: Lolium rigidum
Lineage: Eukaryota; Viridiplantae; Streptophyta; Magnoliopsida; Poales; Poaceae
Exons: 15
Coding region: 1-3156 (1051 amino acids)
Biological process (GO): defense response to other organism
Source: RefSeq, a predicted model, not a curated record